AUGAAGAGAUUGUUAAAACACCAGUCCACUCGUUCUUCUAACCUUCUGAUGAACGUGAGUCAUCUUAUGGCACAUCAAAGAAGCCAGGACGAGAAAGAGUAUAUGCAAUGAAAACAUUUUUGAAGCAUCAAUUGGAAUUUUAACAUUCAGAUUAAAGGAAUCCUGCCCAGUGGCCAGAUCUCGGCUGAAUAGAUGUCAUCUCAAGCAGGAUUUCAAGGGUUAGGUUAAAAAUAACCAAAGUCAAGCUGGUUUGCGGGCUUUCUCAGCACAUUGGGCCUCUUACUGGAGGAUAACUAUGAAUUCAUACUAAAAAAUUAUUUUAUUCGCACAAUCAUUAUUUACUAAUUACCUCAGUAUGUUGCUGGCAGUAAGAUUCCUAGUCCACUAGUACUGCUGUUAGCCCAUUAUGAUGUUGUCAUUCGGACUGAACGGAGGCCUAGGAACACCAACCUGAGCCAAGUCCGAACACGGUUCUGUCCGGGUUGCACAACUUCUGUACGUGUUGAAGACCCAGACCGAGUUCAAUGUACUCGGUCGACGCCACAUUGCGCCGGAAUCACCUUGGGGAGAAAUCCAGUCUCCCCCAUCAAGUGUAGAUGACUCCAAAGGAUCACCAAAAAAUUAAAGCUCACCUCACCCCAACUCUAAUCUCUUGUUUUUAGGAGUGAUUUUCCAGUCUCCUCUGCGCUCUAGUUCGCGUUCGGGAGCGACUGACUUCAGACGCAUCAAUACCUGCAUUUAGAGAUUGGAGUUGCUUGAUUUACCUAUAGAUCGAAUGGCGCGUCUUCUCAUUCGGUCCAAACCUGCACUAAUGCGACGGAUCCAACAGGAAGAGAAGAGGAGAGCUAGAGAUGGGGUUGCCCUCCGGUCGGCGGAGACGGAGAGCGAGAGCGAGCGCUAGAGGGAGGGAGAGAGAGAGAAGGGUGCAAUUCAGGGAGGGGAGAGAGAGAGAGUGAGUGAGAGUGGAGUGAGUAUGACGUGGGAAGUAGCCUCAAAAUCCGGGCCGGGGAAAACGAGGCCCGAAAAAUCCAAGUAGGACAAGACCGGCCCGGCCCGAUAAGCAUCGAGACCAGCGAGAUCCCGCCGUCAUCUCCCGUCGCCGGCCACCUGGCACAAGGAACCGCCGGGAAACGGCACGAAGAGCUCCGGCAGGUUGCAUCAAACCCCUAAUUUCCCUCGAUCCUUUCCUGUCUCCAUCGCAAUAAGCAGAAGGCGGCGGGUCGGUGCCUGAUGGAUGGCGUGCGCACAAGGAAGCGCCAUCGGCUGUCGUGGGAUGUCGGCCCGCCCGAGACGCAGGUGGUCUGUCUGAACUUCUCUACUGUUCGAUUCAAUGAGAGAAAGAAGUGAGGAAUCCUCUUUGCGACUCUGACUCUCCCACUCCACUUGUUGCUUUUCUUUCUGUUACUUCGAAAGUAGCUGCUUCAGCUUUAGCCACGCGAAUUUUCGAUAUUCCUUUUUAUUUCUCAUCAAAUGAAUGGCAUCUUCUUCUGGAAAUCCUAGCUAUGCUUAUCAUGAUAUUGGGGAAUCUCAUUGCUAUUACUCAAACGAGCAUGAAACGUAUGCUUGCCUAUUCGUCCAUCGGUCAAAUCGGAUAUGUAAUCAUUGGAAUAAUUGUUGAUUCAUGA
This is a messenger RNA of Spirodela intermedia, 1625 nucleotides long. NCBI's taxonomy places the organism in Eukaryota, Viridiplantae, Streptophyta, Magnoliopsida, Alismatales, Araceae. The record is from the annotation of a GenBank genome assembly.